UCCUGUUUGGAACUUUUACCAGUCCUGAUAGAGCCCUCAAAGCUCCACCAAAACACCGCCUUUAAAACUCCUCUUGUUGCUCGCAUCAGAUGUAAGCGGCGGAUUUCUCAGGCUCUGCCGGUGCAGUUUUCCUCCCGUUAGGGCUCAGCUCACUGCAUGUGCAGUCCAUGCGCACGUUACUUUGCACCAUAUCGGACUGAUUCGCACUUUUUAGAUGUUUUUUAAUCGUCUCGUCCGUCCAAUCCGACUUGAUUUGCAACUAUUCGGGACAGCGUUUUGAGUUUGGGGUUUUGGAGGAUGGAUAAAAGACUCGUUUUAUUUUACUUUGGCGGAAAGGUCGCGCUUCACAGGGGUGCACGAAGUUGAAUUUUCUUUGGAAUUGGGGUUAUAUAAACGCCGUCACGUGGCGGUGGCAUUCGCUUGCUGGAAAGCGGCUCCUACCUCUCGGGGAGGACGGGGGGAUCUUCCAGCCUCCCCGGCCCAGAGAGCCCGAUAUCGGCCCUGGGGAUGGGGAGGCCCAGACCCCCCCCGGGACACCCCCACCUCGCGGCCACGCGUGUGCUGAGCGGUUCGGUCCCGCGGCAAGGUGCCCCGUGCGCGCUGCCGGGCGGACUGCGGGAAGGCGGCUGUUUACCUUGUCCAAAAGAUGCAUUUAAUAAUACCGCCUCCCCUCUCCCCAUCCCCCACCCCAAAUCCUAUCAUCCCUUGCGGGCUGCGAUAAUAAAUAAAAGUCUUUAUUUCUCCCUCUCCAAAAGUUAAAGGGCCUUGUCCUCUCCCCGGGCUGCUGGAAUGGGGGAUUCGGCGAAGGAAGCUCGUAACAUGGCGGACACCGAGGAAGGCUUCGGGCUCCCGAGCACGCCGGCUGACUCGGAGGCCAAGGAGCUGCAGGCUGAGGCCAAGCAGGACCCCCAGCUGGGGACCACCAGCAAGGCCCCCACCUCUCCGCAGGCAGCCUUCACCCAGCAGGGCAUGGAGGGGAUCAAAGUGUUUUUGCACGAGCGGGAGCUGUGGCUGAAAUUUCACGAGGUGGGGACGGAGAUGAUCAUAACAAAGGCUGGAAGGCGUAUGUUUCCCAGUUACAAAGUGAAGGUCACUGGACUCAAUCCAAAAACGAAGUACAUACUGUUGAUGGAUAUUGUACCAGCGGAUGACCACAGAUACAAAUUUGCAGAUAAUAAAUGGUCCGUGACUGGGAAGGCAGAGCCGGCCAUGCCCGGCCGCCUCUACGUGCACCCCGACUCCCCCGCUACCGGAGCCCAUUGGAUGAGGCAGUUGGUUUCCUUCCAGAAGCUGAAGCUCACCAACAACCACCUCGAUCCCUUCGGACAUAUCAUCCUGAACUCCAUGCACAAGUACCAGCCCCGGCUCCACAUCGUGAAGGCAGAUGAGAACAAUGGCUUCGGCUCCAAGAACACAGCCUUCUGCACCCAUGUCUUCCCAGAGACCGCCUUCAUCGCUGUUACAUCCUACCAAAACCACAAGGUGAGAGCUUGGCCGGGCCUUCGCACCAGCAAACUGUGUCUCCUCUUCCUCACUCCCUCCUGA
Messenger RNA from Lagopus leucura (white-tailed ptarmigan), 1545 nucleotides. Its product is annotated as T-box transcription factor TBX5-like. The coding region runs from base 790 to 1545 and encodes 251 amino acids. Lineage: Eukaryota; Metazoa; Chordata; Aves; Galliformes; Phasianidae. The record is from RefSeq and is a predicted model, not a curated record. The transcript has 6 exons. Gene Ontology annotation, biological process: regulation of transcription by RNA polymerase II; pattern specification process; cardiac left ventricle formation. Gene Ontology annotation, molecular function: DNA-binding transcription factor activity, RNA polymerase II-specific; RNA polymerase II cis-regulatory region sequence-specific DNA binding. Gene Ontology annotation, cellular component: nucleus.